Molecule: messenger RNA, 6488 nt
Organism: Gavialis gangeticus (Gharial)
Lineage: Eukaryota; Metazoa; Chordata; Crocodylia; Gavialidae
Gene: CTTNBP2
Product: cortactin binding protein 2
Exons: 25
Coding region: 1-5163 (1720 amino acids)
Biological process (GO): regulation of synapse organization
Cellular component (GO): glutamatergic synapse
Molecular function (GO): protein binding
Source: RefSeq, a predicted model, not a curated record
AUGACCAUAGCUUUGGACAAAUUGGAUGUCAUCCAAGAGCAGCAAGUAGAACUCUUUGAUCUUCAGUGUAAUACUACACUAAAGGAUACCUUCUCAACAGUGAGGAUUUGCACAUUUUGCCAAUACCUAGAAGACAGUGAUCCAACAAAAACCAGGAUCCCUGGUGAUGAACAUCAACAAGUUAAAAUUGUGUUGAAGACUCAGUGGCUGAAACUGGUUUUGGAACAGUCGCUGCAACUAGACAUUAAGAGGUACCAGAGGAGAGAAUUUGAUGUGGAUAACCUGAGCAAGCCAGAACUGCGGAUGCUCCUGAGCAUAAUGGAAGGGGAGCUAGAAGCACGGGAUCUUGUAAUUGAAGCCUUGAGGGCACGCCGAAAGGAGGUUUUUAUUCAGGAACGAUAUGGGAGGUUUAAUCUCAGUGACCCAUUUCUGGCCCUGCAGAGAGAUUUUGAGGCAGGUGCUGGCGAUAAAGAAAAGAAACCCAUCUGUACCAACCCCCUCUCCAUUUUAGAAGCUGUCAUGGCUCACUGCAGAAAAAUGCGAGAGAGAAUGUCAGCUCAGUUGGCUGCUGCUGAAAACAGACAAAAGAAGUUAGAAAUGGAAAAGUCUCAGUUACAGAAUCUUGAGCUGGAGCACAAGAAGUUAUCCGCUCGUCUUGAAGAAGAACGUGGCAAGAAUAAGCAUGUAGUUUUGAUGCUAGUGAAAGAAUGUAAGCAGCUGUCUGGCAAAAUAGUAGAGGAAGCACAAAAACUGGAAGAAGUAAUGUCAAAAUUUGAAGAGGAAAAGAAAAAGGCUAAUGAAUUGGAGAAAUCCCUUGCAGCUGAGAAACAAAGAAGUACACAGAUGGAAGCUCAAAUGGAAAAACAGCUCUCUGAUUUUGACACAGAAAGAGAGCAAUUGCGUGCCAAACUUAACAGAGAAGAAGCACAAACCAGUGACCUCAAAGAAGAGAGAGAAAAAAUGAAAAAAAUGAUCGAACAGUUGAAAAAGGAAAAUGAUGGUAAACCCAAACUUUCUCACACCCAUAGAAGUAAAGAUAGGAGUUUUGUUUCUGUAUCUGUUGAAACAGAAGGACCAACUUCUAGAACUAUUGCCUGCCAGACAGAUACAAUGCUGAUGGACCUUAGCUCUGAAAAUGUUAGGAAACUGCCUUUGACUGUACCCACAAAGCCUUCAGCAGUAAACCCUCUGGUUUCUGGUAGCACAAAAAUGAAUGUAUGCUCCAAUGCAGCAUUUGUGAAACCAGUCAUUGAUAGGCAAUCUUCCUAUAGUGAACUGAUUGUUCCCCCCACAACUCCUGUUCUAACUCAGAGUGCAAAUAGAAUUGAGGAAAAUGGACCAAGUAGUGAUUCAUCACCCGAUUUAACAAGUAGUACUCCCCCUUUCCCAAAUAAUGCUCCCCUCUCCAUCAUGUCACCAUCAAGUAUGGCAUCUCAAAACUACUCGUUAGCUUCAUCAGUGCAUGGUUUACAGUCACCAUCUGCCAACACUGCUGUGCCUCCAGGUCUAAAUCCACGAAUCCAAGCAGCUAGAUUUAGAUUUCAAGCCAACGCUAAUGAUCAAGACCAAAAUGGAAACACUACUCAAAGCCCUCCAUCAAGGGAUGUAUCCCCAACUAGUCGUGACAACUUAGUUGCCAAACAGCUAGCUCGGAAUACUGUUACCCAAGUUCUUUCGAGAUUUACAAGUCCUCAGAGUACUGCUAUUCUGCGUCCUGGAAUCCAACAUUCAAUGGAAGUUGGCACCUACCCUCCAGUUGGUAGAACAGGUUUAAAGACUCCCAAUGUAUCAAGAAUUGACAGAGGAAAUCCUCCACCUAUUCCUCCUAAAAAGCCAGGGCUUUCACAAACUCCUUCUCCACCACACCCACAGCUUAAAGUUAUUAUGGAUAGUAGUCGAUCCCCGAAUACGGGUGUAAAAAUUGACAGCAAAACCAUGGUUUCACCUCUUUCCACUUCACAGCAAGGAAUCAGGGUAAUAAAUGAGGAAAUAAUUUCUAAGUCCUCACCUCAACUGCCACCAAAACCAACUAUAGAUAUAUCUGUGGCAUCUACAGGCUGUGCCAUACCAGCCAUUGCCACAUCUCAGGUGGGUUCCUGGCCUUCCCAAUUCCCUGGACUGAACCAACCUGCAUGUUCAGAAAGUUCCUUUAUCAUUCCCACCACCAUUGCCUGUAGCUCCUCCAUAAACCCUGUUAGCGCUUCAUCCUGUAGACCAUGUGACUCAGACAGCCUCCUGGUAACAGCAUCAGGCUGGUCUCCCUCCCUAACCCCUUUGUUAAUGAGUGGUGGUCCUGUCCCCCUGGGUGGCAGGCCCACCCUUCUUCACCAAGCUGCUGCCCAGGGAAAUGUCACUUUAUUAUCAAUGCUGCUUAAUGAAGAAGGACUGGACAUUAAUUACUCCUGUGAAGAUGGCUAUUCUGCCUUGUAUUCUGCUGCUAUGAAUGGACAUACAGAUUGUGUGAGAUUGCUGCUGACUGCAGAAGCACAAGUUGAUGCUGCUGAUAAAAAUGGCUUUACACCCUUGUGUUCAGCAGUUUCUCAGGGACAUACCAAGUGUGCAGAAUUAUUAAUUAUGUACCAGGCUGAUGUUAAUUAUGCUGCUGAAAGAGGACAGACACCUCUCUACCUGGCCUGUAGAAAUGGAAAUAAUGAAUGCAUCAAACUCUUGCUGGAAGCUGGAGCAGAUCGAAGUGUGAAAACCACUGAUGGGUGGACACCAAUUCAUGUAGCUGUAGAUUCUGGUAAUGUUGACAGUCUCAAGCUCCUUAUGUACUAUGGAGAGCCAGAGAAUGGAAACUUUAUGAAUGAUGCAGAGCCUAAUUCAGACUACUUUGACUUGGAGUGCAAUCAAGACAGCUACAGCAGUAAAGCAAAGCCUGUUGUUUCUGCAGAUCUCAUCAACCAUGCUGACAAAGAUGGCUGGACUGCUGCCCAUAUUGCAGCAUCAAAAGGUUUUAAGAAUUGCCUAGAAAUCUUGUGUAGCCAUGGUGGACUAGAGAGUGAAAGGAAAGAUAAGUGUAAUCGAACACUGCAUGAUGUUGCUACUGAUGACUGUAAACAUCUCCUAGAGAAUUUGAAUGCUCUUAAUAUACCUUUAAGGAUUUCAAUCAAUGAUGCUGAACCCGCCUACUGUGGUACAGGGGAUUUUGACAUGGAAAAUACAAUAUGUGCUUUAAAUAUCCGCAAACAAACAUCAUGGGAUGAUUUUUCAAAAGCAGUGAGUCAGGCAGUGACAAACCAUUUCCAAGCAAUCGCAUCUGAUGGAUGGAGGAGCCUAGAAGACCUGACAUUUAAUAAUGCUACAGAAUCAAACAUUGGCCUCAAUGCAAGCAGUAUAUUAUCCGUCAAACUAGGAAAUGUUUCAUGGUCACCAGGUCAGAUUUUUCCCCAGCCACCAUGGGAGUUUUUGAACAGGAACACAGCUGAAAACAUAACUGUAUUUUUGUUUGGUCCUCAAGAAGGCUGCCUAAAUAGUGUGACUUAUGCAUCUAUGAUCCAUCUUCAGACACUGCAGAAUUAUCUCAGGCUGGUUGAACAAUACCAUAAUGUCAUCUUUCAUGGUCCAGAAGGAAGUUUACAAGACUAUAUAGCAUAUCAGAUAGCACUCUGCAUGAAGCAAAAACAAGUGGCUGCAGGAUUCACCUGUGAAAUAGUUAAAGUUGACGUGGAUGCUGAUUUCUCUAAGGAGCAGCUUGCAGAAAUAUUCAUUAAUAGCGCUUGUCUAAUCCCAGUGAAGCAGCUUCCUAUAAGCAAGAAAACUAUUGUGAUUUUAGAGAAUCUAGAAAAAGCAUCCUUAUCUGAAUUACUUGGGGACUUUUUGGCACCUCUUGAGAAUCGUGGCUCUGAAAGUCCCUGCACUGUUCAAAGAGCAGAUGGCAUUUCUGAGGCAUAUUACUUUCAUGAGAACUGCUUUCUAAUGGGAACAAUCGCAAAGUGUCGUCUUCAAGGUUCUGACUUGGUGGUUCAGCAACAUUUCCGCUGGGUUCAGCUAAGGUGGGAUGGAGAACCGAUCCAUGGCUUGCUUGAAAGAUUUUUAAGAAGGAAAGUUAUAAACAAGUUCAGAGGUAAAGUGCCACCUCCAUACAAUCCAGUAUGCAAGGUCAUCGACUGGAUUCUUACUGUUUGGCACCAGCUGAACUCCUGCUUAUCCCGGCUAGGUGCACCUGAAGCGGUCCUAGGGCCAAAACACUUCUUCUCUUGUCCAGUGGUGCCUGGUUAUGGUCACAUGACAGUGAAGUGGAUGUCCAAGCUAUGGAAUUCUGUAAUUGCCCCCAGAGUUCAAGAAGCAAUACUCUCCAGAGCCUCUGUGAAGAGACCAUCUGCACUGGGACAAACAGCAGCCAAAAAAUAUCCUAGCCAAGGACAACAGGCUGUGGUUAAAGCUGCACUCAGUAUCUUGUUAAAUAAAGCUGUCCUGCAUGGCUGCCCUCUUCCUAGAGCAGAGCUGGAUCAUUAUAAAGCAGAUUUCAAGGGAGGAAAUUUCCCUUUAUCUGUGGUUGCAAGUUACAAAAGCUGUAACAAGAAAAGGGGUGAAAAUGCUUCUUGGAGAAAAGUGAGCACAAGUCCCCGUAAGAAGUCAGGCCAUUCAUCAUCAUGGAACAAGCAGGAGACAAACAGAGAUGGAGUGAAAGCUAAGAGCACAUUGCAACAAAAUAGUAACAAAAAGGCUUCUCUCACCAAAAAAUCCCCAGAGAAUGAUCAGAUAAGAGUAUUAGAUCUGGAGCAAAGGCUGUCCCUUGGUUUUGACGAUGAAGUAGACCUUGUGCGAGAACUUCAGAGUAUGUGUUCCAGCAAAUCAGAGUCUGAUAUCAGCAAGAUUGCAGAUUCUAAGGAUGAGCUAAUGAUGUUCAGUAGCUCUCAGAAUGAUCCUUUGUUUUCAGCAAAAGUUCCUAAUCCAAACAAAACAAUGUCACAAAAGGAUGGGGCCUGUCCUCUCAGCAUCAGUCGAACUGUGGAAUGCAGCAACAGUAAAUCAAAGACUGAGUUGGGUGUUUCAAGAGUUAAAUCUUUUCUUCCUGUACCCAGAAGUAAGGUCACCCAGUCUUCUCAGAACACUAAAAGAAGCAGCAGCAGUAAUACAAGGCAAAUAGAGCUCGAUCAUAGCAACUCAAAUGGAGAGAUUUGGAACCUGCACAAAAAGAACAACAAAUCAAAAAUCUAACAAAAAGACCUGCCUACCAUCCAAUUUUUUUCAGUGUUUACAUAAUCUCCAUCAUAAAGUACAAGAACAUGUAAAUAGUUUUUAAAACAAAACUUUUACCUUGUAAUUAAUGUGUGUACGGGACCACAGUUUAAUUUGUAUGUAAAUCAGCUGUUUAUAAGGAAAAGAUUUUAUUGUUUUAAUCUGGAAACUAUUGAUUUAAGUUCACCAGUGGGCUGUUCUGCCAGUUUCAUGAGUGGUUUUUAAUAUGAAAAUUACUAUUGUUUAAAUGAUUAUAUUUAGGAGAAUUACCACAAAAUUCUGUGUAUAUGUUGUACAUAAAUAUAUUCUAUCAAGUUCAUGUGUUACAUUGCAUACAAAUGAGUUGCACAAUGCAUACAGUUCUGGCUUAAAACUAAUGUAUUUGCAUUUUAAAAAGACAGAACAGGUUUUUAUCUUCACUUCUUGAAAAAUGAAUGGAAUGUGGCAAUAAUCAAAAUGAGUGGAAAUGCAGAUCAGUUACUUUCAGCUACAAGCCAUAUUAAAUUGAUUAAAUUUGAUUACCCCACAGUCUGCCUGCCAGCGUGUGAUUCCAUUUCUCUCACGUUUAUCUUAAGUUCCACGUAUCUUAAAAGUUCUGAGUUUGCAUUACAGCUCCUACAUUUAGAAAAAGAAAAAUGGAGACAAAUUAUAAUGCAAUAAGUUAUUUCACACAAAUUCCCAUUUUUGAUAACUGAAGAAAAUGUGUUCCUCUUAUAAUUGAGUUUUUAAUGUAUAAUGGAAAACUUUUAAUGUUUUAGAAAAGAAAUCCAGGAAAUAAUGAUGUUUUACAAAAAUACCAGUGUUUUUUCAGUGUUUUUUCAAAUUGUACGAUAAAGAAAUUACAGCACAAACUUAAUUACAUGGUUAUACAGUGAUAAUGUAGCAGCAAUAACAUGUUACUAUGUAAUUACUAAUUUUUAUAGUGGAUUUAAUAUGUAAUUGCUGAAAUAGCAUUUGAAAUCACAGUUAACAUGAAAUAUUUUUUAUUUCACUACAAGUUUAUAUUAUUUUCCCAUGGGGGGGGACUGUGUAUGUGAAAAAAAUAUUUAUGGUUGCCACAAUUUAUACUUGUGAAUAGUAAUUGUGUGGAUACAAUCACUGUUUUGAUACCUUAUUAUCUAGUAGGAGGAGUAGGAUACACGGUUUUCUUAACAUCAGAUCUCAGUGCUACGUGGUAAAGAAGCUGUUUUUCUCAAGUUUGAUUUUUUUGGAAGGGGUAGGAGCUACAUAAAUGUAUCCUGACACUUCACCACUAUAUGUAAGGCAGUUAUCCCAAAUUAAUGUCAAUAAAUUUUUGUACUGCA